AUGGCGCUGACCACCGUUGAAGCAUACAAUCUCGCGUGCAAAGCCAAAGCAAAACUCUCCCGGGAAGCAGCCCAUCCCAACAACAGACUCCGUCACCUCGUCAGCCAUGCCAACAUGCUUGAUUCGCUCAUUCUUGUGCUUGAGGCCGCCGCACAGCGCAACGCCCAGUGGGAAGAUCCGGUUGACGACGACAGCGAGGACGACAGCGUCUCCGAUAUGUCGUCGGACGCAGACUCCACGUGUAGCUGCGAAUCCCUCUCUGACGAGGACUUGCUGGGCGAAGACGAGUCCUUUGCCAAGCCAAAGCCAUUCUGCACAGAAGGGGCAAUCCCAGAGGUGGCAGAUACCGAGUUCAAGGCGCAUACUACAAAAGCCACUGGCCAUUUCUCGCCGCAGAAUCCGUUUAGCUUUACCCCGGCGAGAGAGCGUGGGCAGCAGCACCUUGCGGAGCUUAGAGAGAGUCUCAAGUUCCAGUCCUCCAGCAUAUUCAAGUUAUUAUCCCGUGUUACUAGCAAGCGAGUUAAAUCAUAA
This is a messenger RNA of [Torrubiella] hemipterigena, 531 nucleotides long. NCBI's taxonomy places the organism in Eukaryota, Fungi, Ascomycota, Sordariomycetes, Hypocreales, Clavicipitaceae. The record is from the annotation of a GenBank genome assembly.